Daldinia caldariorum is the source of this 458-nucleotide messenger RNA. RefSeq lists its product as uncharacterized. NCBI's taxonomy places the organism in Eukaryota, Fungi, Ascomycota, Sordariomycetes, Xylariales, Hypoxylaceae. The coding region runs from base 39 to 458 and encodes 139 amino acids. The record is from RefSeq and is a predicted model, not a curated record. The transcript has a single exon.
CCCCUUUUUAUUAGACCCGACCCGCCAGCACCGACAAAAUGGUCCACUUCGCCACCGCUACAAAAGUCGUUGUCUUCAUCCUCAACAUUGUAAACGUACACUCCGCCGCCGGAAAAAUCUGGGCGCAGUUCUGCGACGACACGGCGUGCACGGAGAACUGCGGCGUAUCGAUCGACGUGACCGACCCGGGUUGCCUGAAGGGAGAAGGCGAACGCCAAUCGCUCAAGUUCCACGGGUCCGACUUUCUCGGCACUUACCUGGUGCACUCGCCGGAUAACAGCUGCGGGUGCCAGCAAGACUGCACGGAAAUCUCCCGCAACGCCCCGCCGUGUAUUGAUAUAUCCGGAAAGGCCUCCUCGAGGUCAUAUCGCUUCCAACGUACUACUUGCAAGGUGGAAGAAGGGGGGGCUGGGGUUGGUAAUAAUUGUAAACCGACGAAUCAUGUCACCUCGGCUUAA